GAAGAAGAAAAGAAGCGCAUUGAGCUCGAGCAAAGCAUCGAGAAGAAGCGUCACCGGCCAAAGCAAGACGAGGACGGCCGCGCCACGGCCCCGGAGCUGGCGGCGCUGCGGCUGUCCCAGCAGAAGGGCGCCCGGGAGCUCUACUGCCGGCAGGUGGCAGGCAUGGAAGAACUCCUGCCUUUGGCGGAAUCGCCGAAGGCCAUUCCGGCGCAAAAGGCUCUGGAGGAUUGCCUCGGCAAGUACACCGUGCUGCGAAAAGGCUUGCUCAAAGAGCUCAGCAGCACUCGCAUCACCAG
Messenger RNA from Effrenium voratum, 296 nucleotides. Lineage: Eukaryota; Dinophyceae; Suessiales; Symbiodiniaceae. The record is from the annotation of a GenBank genome assembly.